This is a messenger RNA of Symbiodinium sp. CCMP2592, 4212 nucleotides long. NCBI's taxonomy places the organism in Eukaryota, Dinophyceae, Suessiales, Symbiodiniaceae. The record is from the annotation of a GenBank genome assembly.
AUGGUUGGCGAUGCCUUAUCCGGCAUUCCCGCAUCCUGGCUGCGGGCCGCCCACGCCGAGAUCGCCUUCGGCGAACAGGCUGCCAUCGCCGGCAGCGCUGUGUGGACGCCGGGGCCGGACGUCGAAGAGCCGGAUGGCCUGGAGUUUGCAGCCUUCGGAGGCGCCGACUUCGUGAUUGAGAUCCCCCACACUCGCUUUGACCUGCAAGAGUGGCUCACUGUGGAGGAGCACGAUGAGCAGAAAAUGUACUGCAGGCACGGCACCUUCGUGGAUGGCGCGGACAUGUUCGAUCACAAGUUUUUCGGCAUUGCGGAGAAGCAGGUCCCCGUCACUUUGACACUGGCUCACGCCAUGAAGUUGGUGGCCAGUGAGACGGCUGAGAGACAGGCCGCGAUCCCCAUCUCGGAAUGGAGCUUCCACGCAUCCAGCUGUAUUCAACAAGCCGGUGGCGGAGUUCUGCCUCCCGGUGUGGAGAAGCUUGCCCCAGGCAAUCCGGCGGUAUGUUUCAAGCGCGAUCCAGAGACGGUGUCCUGCUGCAGUCACGGCCGUGACGGCCCCGUAGCCGAGCAGUGCACCACCAAUGCCCACGAGCUUCCAGUUGACUGUGCUUUGGAAGAGGAGUCGAUUUACAACCUCAAGAUCUGGGAGUUGAGCAACGGGCUUGCUGUGGUCUCCCCAACGCAGGUGUUCCUCUGGAGCGCGGACGCAGUGCUUCGGGGUGAGCCUCCCGUUUCGCAUUGGUCAGGAAACUUCACCGAGUCGCUAGCGCUCCACUCGGAAGGUCUUGCAUUGAAGUGCUGCAACGGGACCUUGUCCUCGUGCCGCUUCUUUGUCCUGCACAUGUCGGUCUCCCACCUUGGCAUGGACGUUUGGGUGCAAGCGCUUCAGCAUGUCAGCCCCCCGGAUCAACCCAACCUCUUGGAGCGGCCGGCAUCGCUGCAUGAUGGCGGUUUGGCCAUUGUCUCCCGGUUUGGGAGGAGGGGUGCCUGUUCUCUUGAAGUGGUGGUGUUCCCAGCAUCUACCCUGUCGAGUGGGACAUCUGUGUCUGCAAACGCAUCUGGACGUGCCCAAGUAGCGCUGCCAUCCGAUCCUUGCCAGGAGGGGCUGGGGCAGGAGAUGCUAGUGGACACUGUGGUUCACAACGGAUCAGAUCUCUUGCUCGUUUUCUCAGACACAGCCUUGCAUCGGUUUCCGAUUGUGCAAGGCACGGUGGGCCGGAUGACCACCGAAGUGUUUCCGCCGUCAGACAUGGCGGCUGCUGUGGUGGUUUUACCAGAGAAUGUGCUGGCGGUGGCAUUUGAGUAUUCCAUUCGCCUCGGGCGUUUCAUGGAUGGCAAUUUUUCCUGGCUGGGAAUGCCCCUGCAGGUGAGGGAUGGUAGCCUUUCCGUUUUGGCCAUGUUCCCCUGGGGCCUCAGUGGGCUUUGCGUGCUCGACGAUACGUAUUACUUCUUUAACUAUUCGGCUGCGACAAGAGGUGCUGCUUCCGUGUGGCAGACCACCGUUGUAGCACCUGCAAAUCCGCAGCAGUCGACCCAAGUCACAAACCUGAUAGGGAUCGCUGGUGGUUUCGUUGCCCUGAUUGAGACGGAAUAUAGUCUGAAUGCCAGCCUUGUGUUCCUGACGAAUUCCACCCCCUAUGGUGAUUGGACGACAGCUGUGCUUGGAGUGGCCGUGCACGGCCGGCAUUCCAACAGCAUCGUUGCAGUGUCCAGCACUAUUCUGGCCUGUUCCGACGACAAGGUCUGGAGUUUCUGGGACCUCUCCCAGCCUCGGCACAGAUCAGAGGAUGUCCUCAAGGCGUUCUGCACGCUUCCGGCGCCCUUCACAACCCCAGGUUCGGGCCAACUUCUCGGGAGCACUGGCCGGGGUGAUUUGAUCGUGGCCAACGCAUCUGGGCUAUUGAUUCUUCCUGCCGCGGGCAUUCGACUCUGCGACCUUUCGUUCCUGGUGCAGCUGCCUUCCCCAGAUCCCUUGAGAGCUUACGCGCCGCUCACGAGGACGGGAUCUCAGGUCCUGGCAGUUCCCUGCUGUGGCGGAGGGGCCGCCGUGGUUCAUUCAGGCAUCAUAUCCCAUGUGCGUGUCUCUCCGGACCGGAUCUCUUUGUUCAAUGCCUCGGCGGUGGAGCGUGGGGGAGAGCCAUUCGCUGAUCUCCAGGUCGAUGCUCCCCAGUGGAUUCUGAUCACUUCCCUACUUCCGCUGGUCGGUGGGGGCUUCCUCGUGGGCACCACGGAGAAGAAAGUGUACAGAUAUGAGCCCGUCGAGGCCAAGGGACUCGCCGCGCUCAAUGCUUCCACCGCUUUCAGCGUCCCCGGGGUUCCCUGGUAUCUCUCCUCCUGGGCCGGGAGCCCUGGCAAUCCGCAUCCAGAGAUCUUCGUUGCCGAUCAGGUGGUCUACCGCGCUCAGCGAUGUCCGGAAAUGACGUACGGUCACUUGGGCGAGUGCCUGGAUUGCCCGGAGUCCUCCCUGUCUAUCCAGGGCUCGACGUCCUGCGGAUUCAGGCCUGGAAAUCGCAUUGCCUUUUCCUUGUUCCUGGGCCUCGCAGUGGUUGCUAUGGCACUCCUGGUGGGUAGGGGCCUCGAGCCGAAGUUGCUACGCCUCGGGCCGUUGGGCCUCCAAAGCGCUCGCGCCCUCGCCUUCGCCAGCGCUCUUCUGCCCGUCUGCGCCGGAUGGGUCGAUGGAAUCUUCGGGCCUGCCUGGGCCUCAGCAGUUCUGGUCUUCUUGGCGCUGCUAGCCCUGGCUACUGAGCACUGGAUGUGGCGGCGGCAGGGACUGGUCGAGAUGCUGGCCAUCACUGGCCCGCUCUUGUGGAUGGCCUGCAACGCCCUCACGAUCAACUUCAUGCUUCUACUGGACUACUCGGCCGAGCUUCGGGCUCUUCACCCGAUGCUGACGCUUCUUGGGCGAGACCGAGGGGAGAGCCGGUGGUUCUGCAUUGUGGUCCUGGCCAGCGAGGCCGUCGUGAUCUCCGCUGCCACGGCGUGGCACCCAAAGGUCCAAAGAACCGCUCCAGGGCGCCCUCUUUCACGAGGGCUUCUCUAUACCGAGUCUUGGGAUCCGGGCAGUCGCAACUUCUGGACGCGAGGCCGCUGCUUGCAGAGGUGCUCCGGGUGCCUUGACGCCGUUUCCACGAUCUGCGGAAGAGCGCGCAGGUACCUGAAGAGCUGGCAAGGCCGCCACUGCGUCAUGGUCGUGAAUGCCUGCAUCAGUACGGCGGUGUGCAUGUAUCAGUAUGUGAAGUCGGACUCCAGCCCACGGGAAACCUUGCUGGCUGUGGUGCUUUGCUUCGGGCUGCUUUCCAUAUUUACCAGCGCUUUCGCUUUGUCGUCGGAUGCUCUCCAGUGGGAAGAGAAGCUGGAUCGGCACUUUCGCUGGAGCGUCCUGUGGAAGGUCGAUAUGCUAGCCAGUAAGGUGGUGUUGCUGGCCAUACCUCAAGCCAGCUCAGUGGUGCAGAUGGACUCCAUCAUGAGCUGUGGUUUCGAUGCUUUCUGUCCUGGUGACUGCGUGAAUCAAGGUGGAUACUGCACACGCUCCAACAUUGCAGGCAGCCCGGUGUGCAAGUGCAGCAAGCGAGAGGUGAACUGGGCUGUAUACGUCCUGACUGCCAUUACCAGCUUCCUGCUGUGCAUGCUCACGUUGAUGGACCUGGCUGCAUUUUGGUCGGCCCGCCUCACACCCUGGCGUGAGUCGGGGCUGCGUCGGCUGAGAGGCGCUGCGGCACUGGUUGGGGCAGCUGGAGUGAACCUCACCAGCUGCUUCUUCGCCCUGCUGGUGUCUGUGGCGCCUGCGGAAUGCUACCUCCUCGACUUGCCUACAGCACUUUGUUCUGUUCUUCCACUGGUUCCCUUGACACUGGUCGCCAACGAGGCAAGAUGGAUCCUCGCAACAUGGAAGGCUCACGAAGCAGUCCACGUGUUGAUCUGGUCGACCUCCGGCUUGCGCAUCCUCACCUUCCUCACCUGCGCCGCCUCGGCAGUGUCCUUUGCGCACCUGGCGUGGAAGCCGACAGAAGACCUUCAGAGCUCUUGCCGCGCAGUGCACUGGAGCACCCUGAGUGUUUGCUUCCUUUGCGUUCCAUUCUCGAUUGCCUGCUGCCUAAUUCGUGCCCGAAGUCCGCCCGGCAGGGAGAACGUUCCCUGCGAGGGGCUGGCGGAAAGCAAUGGGGUAGAGACGGCAGAGCCCAAUCUACCCCAACUCGGAGAAAGACGGCUUUAA